Messenger RNA from Myxozyma melibiosi, 1759 nucleotides. RefSeq lists its product as uncharacterized. Gene Ontology annotation, molecular function: hydrolase activity, acting on ester bonds. The transcript has 2 exons. The record is from RefSeq and is a predicted model, not a curated record. Lineage: Eukaryota; Fungi; Ascomycota; Lipomycetes; Lipomycetales; Lipomycetaceae. Bases 294 to 1442 code for a protein of 382 amino acids.
CGCGCCACCUACCUGAAAUAGGCGUUUAACUGUUUCUACGCGCAAUAUUACAGAACGUGGCACACCCAACGAACAGGUUGGCUCUCCACACCUUGGCUGCAAUAACAGGCAGCUCGACCUCGGGACGAUAGAUAUAUGUGGUUGCUUAGAUACAGCAUUUAUUCACGUCGAGAGCUGUGAGAGUGGAACCGAGGGCACCAGCGGUCAUUCGCGUCCUACAAGCAAAUCAGAUAUCCAAAUCAUUCCCAUUGCACACCCCACCUCUCGACUCCAGCACACCAGAGAAUGCAGCCAUGGCAAUCGAAGAAAUAGAAAAAUAUUCACUUCCCGACAGUGUAUGGGACAUCGGGAUCUACGACGCGCACUGCCAUCCGACCGAUAAUUACAAGCGUCUGCCGCGGGGUUUGCAGCAGAUGCGCGCGUCGAAACUGACAAUCAUGGCCACCAGACUUGACGAUCAGGAGAAAGUCCACGAGGCUGCUUCUCAGUUUCCGGACCGGAUCGUGCCGAGUUUUGGAUAUCAUCCGUGGUUCACACAUCUUCUGUACACGUCCCAACAGGCGCCGACAUCAAAAUACGACCACUACCGAGCGAUCCUAUUCCCAGAGCCGCCGGAGGAAUUUCUAGACCUAUUACCAGACCCAGUGAGUCUAGAAAGCUUCAUAACCCAACUCACCACAAACGUCAAACGACACCCGCACGCGCUCAUCGGCGAAGUCGGCAUCGACCGCUCCUUCCGGCUGCCCAAAUCCGGCAAGCAAAUAUCCUUCGUCGAGUCAGAUUCCUCAUCCUCCUCCUCCGACGACGACGCAAAGAGCGAGGCUAGUAGCUGCUGCGGGGAGGCGGAUCAGCGCAUACUAAGUCCGUUCCGCGUCACGCUCGAGCAUCAGAAGGAAGUCUUGCUCGCGCAGCUCGGCGUGGCAGCAAAAUUUGAGCGGCCGGUGUCUGUGCAUGGCGUGCAGGCGCAUGGUGUGCUUUUUCAGAUUUUUAGCGAGUUAUGGGCUGGAGUGCAUAUACCGAGUAAGAAGGAGAAGAACCGCGAAAAGAAGCUUUUGAAUGAAGAAAGAACCGAAUCCUCUGAUAAUUCACCACGCCCGCCCCCGUUCCCUACCCGGAUCUGCUUACAUUCAUACUCCGGUCCUCCAGAUCAAAUAUCGCUUUGGACAAAUAAACGAAAAAUCCCCGCGCAGGUAUACUUCUCCUUCUCGAUCGUGAUCAACAAGCGGUACGGCGACAAGUUCAACAAAGUCGUCCAGACGGUGCCGGACGAUCGGCUGCUGGUCGAAAGCGACUUCCCCGUGGCGGGUGAGCGGAUGGAGUGGCUGCAUGCGGAGAUUGUGUUGCGGGUUUGCGAGAUAAAGGGGUGGGGGGUAGAGGAGGGAGCUAAGAUUCUGAAGAACAAUUGGCAUGAGUUUGUCUACGGGCACAACGAUUGGAAUUAGCAAGGAACAGCAAUCAAUCUCCAAAGCGGAGUAUAAUACAAGCUAGUCACUAUGCGAAUCUCGGGCUACUCUAUCCAUCCCCGAAAGUCCUCUAAAGAUCCUAACAAGCCAGAAGGGUGCAGCGCGAAGCACAGGCAUAAAGUUGACGUACAGCGGACUCGCAAUCCUUCCGCUCUUUCCCAUCUCGAUCGCGCGGACCACUUUGCGCGCCAAUGCAGCGGGAUCAACUACUGGCGCAAAAAACUGCAGCGGCGGAUCUAUGUCGCUAAACAUCCCGGUGCGCAUCUGACCGGGGACUAUGAGGAGUGUUUUGAGGC